UUCAGCUACUGUCUGUCUUUCUACAUUCGUUUUGUUGGAUGAUAGCAUCUCUUUUGCAUUUCUUUUUUGCUUGAGCUUGUCGCAACGACUGGAUGUUUUUUUUCUGUUUGUUUUGUUUUUCGUCCAACAUAUUACCCGGACCUGGAGCUGGUAUCCAAGACUAACCAACAACAGAAAAACAACGCGGCCAGUGAGGGGCUGGAUUGCUCCUCUAGGAGCGGGAGGAUUGCCUCCAGGUCAUCACGUUUCUCAUAUCAUCUUUGAACCCCAUCUCCAAAAUGGUUGCGUUCGCCAGGCUUCUGCUUGCCAGUACAGUCUUCAUAUGGGGAGCUGCUUCGGUCGUAGUCCCUGAACAGACACUAAUUGACAUUGUUACGAAAACACCGCAAUGUGCUAUGAAAUGCUUUACCGACGCAAUUGCCUCAAGAAAUUGUAGCCUUGCGAGUGCACAAUUAGUUGCCGAUUGUCUCUGCGUCUCCAAUCCGACUCUUUCAGUAGCGGCAACCUGCGUGCAGAAGAGUUGCAAGUUUACCGAACAGCUGAUUGCACGGAACUUGACGCUCUUCUCUCUGUGCAAGGGUUACCCGAUAGAGAACCGCAGUGCCGACGUCGUCAACAUUGCCAUCAUCGGAUUCGUUGUCACAGUGCCCGUUGUUGUCAUAAGGAUAUUAUCGAGGCUAUACAGCUCAGGUCGACUAUGGUGGGAUGAUUACACAUGCAUUGUUGCAUCAGUAGUCUUGUUCGGAAUGCUCGCGAUGGAAAUCGAAAGCGCCCGACUCGGAUUCGGUAAACAUAUCUGGGUCAUCGAAGAAGCUCCUGGCCUCUCGCUAUUAAAGUACUUUUGGGUCGGGCAGAUGAUGUACAUCAUCGUCCAGGUUUUUGCCAAAAUCUCCAUUUUAAUCCUUUACAUUCGACUAUUCACCACACCGUGGUUUCAAAUCUUUUGCAAGUGCAGCAUUGUUUUCAUGGGUUUGCACGGCGUCGGGUACAUGGUACUGGUCAUCUUCCAGUGCACGCCCGUCGCUGCAGUAUACGACCGACACCUCAAUGGCAUGUGUAUCGAGUUUAACCCCAUCGUCUACUCGGGCGCUGCUUUGAGUGUGUUCGAGGAUGUGGUCCUGGUAGUGAUACCGAUUCCAGAACUCUGGAGUCUGCGGUUGAACUUUAAGAAAAAGAUGGGGCUGAUGCUAAUGUUUGCCAUUGGUCUUGUUGCUACUGUUACGAGCAUUGUCCGGAUCAACUAUCUGGUCAAGAUUGGGUUCACGUAUGAUCAGCCAUGGGACAACGUCGACCCAAUAACGUGGUCCGUGAUAGAAGAGUUCUGUGCUAUCAUCUGCGGCAGCCUGCCUUCAUGCCGAGCAAUCGUCACCGCAUGGAUACCACGGAUAUGGUCCUCGAUUGACCACUCAGACGUAGGCAACAGCCUGGACGUGCAUAGGGACAACGCCUUUGCCCGAUCCGAAAAGGCCCUCGGCGGGGCACCGCCAUCGGCACGAAAGAAACGCUUCUCUCUAUACCGACUCACGACCGAGAUCGAUCCAUUAGAUCUGGACUUUCGCCAGUCCGGCGGCAGGUGGAAGAACUGCCCGUCUGUCGACGAGAGGGACAGCGAGGAUGGGCUGGGCAAGGUGGAGGAGAUCUCCAUCUGCUCGGACACGAAGCGCACCUCGGAGGUGGUGAAGCGGAUGACGGAGAUUGGCGCGAGUCCAGACGAUCCGGACAUGGUGAGCGUCCCGAUCCGCAGCCCAGGAGAGGUGAUUGAGAUGUCGCGGCGCGCCAGCACCAGCGUCCUGCACCAAUCCGUCGCCGAUACUCUGGUCCGGUACUCGAUGGCGCCGUCUUCGCGUUCGAACCGCUCAUAUUCCGUCAUCGGCACCGCUUGGGUAGCCCCUGACGCCACUGUCGAAAGUGGCGUCAGCCACACGGUGGUGCCGUCGGACGACGUUCCCGCCGUGCCAGAUCUGCCCGUCGACAGGAUUGUGUGGCCGCUGCCCUCGGUUUUGGACACGUCUGGCCAGGCCGGGACGGAGUUCACUGGCCCGAUAAGAGAUCGCCUCGCGAGUGACGGUAGCAUCAACACGGAACUGGGGAUCGAGGCCGAGGAAAAAAGCAGAUUCAUGGGAAGUGCACGUAAUUCACGUCAGGGAUUGCCUGGGGGUCUCAUAUAAAACUCCGAUCAUGGUUGUAUUAAAUCCGCUCGUUGACC
Messenger RNA from Pyricularia grisea, 2206 nucleotides. RefSeq lists its product as uncharacterized. NCBI's taxonomy places the organism in Eukaryota, Fungi, Ascomycota, Sordariomycetes, Magnaporthales, Pyriculariaceae. Bases 279 to 2168 code for a protein of 629 amino acids. The transcript has 7 exons. The record is from RefSeq and is a predicted model, not a curated record.